GUGUGUAAUUUUGUACAACGUACGCGUGCGUAUAAUAACAUUUUUAAAAGCUUGCGAUCAGCUGUGGUUUAAAUUGAUGUUUAGAUAAGGACAGAAAAGCUAGAUGCGCAGGACGAUAUUCUAAUCUUUGAUUGGAAGUCGAAAGGACCGACUGCACCGUAGGUAAAAUACCCUCAAAAAAUGUUUUACGAAAAAUGUUCAAACCUGCAAUGUACCGCCUAUGUAAAUAUACGAAGAGUUUAAUCACUUAAUAUGUGCCCAUCUCUAACAGCUCUAUAUUGAAAAUUCGAUCUUGUACCUGGCGACGAGUCGUUCCGCGAAUCUGCGUUUGCAGGAAUGGCUACUGGAACCCGGAUUGUGGAAAAUAAAGGAUUAUUUAUUAUUGACGUUUUUAAAAUAUUGCAUCAGGGAUAAAGAGAUACGGCGUCAAAUGGAGGGGCAGUACUUUAUUACCACAACGAUAAACAUGACAAAAUUAGUAGCGGCGUCGGCAACGUCGGAAUCAGCAGCAGAGUCCCAAACGCGACACUUGUGUCCAAAUCCACGUGCUCCGGGAGUGUUUUUAUUUUAGUCCCAAUUCGAAAAUGUCAGUGGGUCAUCAAGCGAAAAGGCAGGAAGAUGAAGAGGAAAGCGAUGCACCACCGGCACCUCCAGACGGGGGUUGGGGUUGGAUGGUUGUCUUUGGAUCUUUUAUGAUACAUAUUAUCACUGAUGGGGUAACAUAUUCUUUUGGAGUUUUCUACGACGAAUUCUUAGAUUAUUUCGAAGAAGGAAAGGCUGCGACAGCAUGGAUCCUUUCCAUUCUAGUUGGUGUAACACUAUGUUCAGGUCCGAUUUCAAGUUCCUUUGUUAACAAAUGGGGUUGCCGGCCAGUCACCAUAGCCGGCGCAAUAAUCGCCAGUAUCUGUAUGAUAAUUUCGGUAUUUGCUCAAAACGUCACAACUCUUUAUUUUACGAUUGGAAUAGGAACUGGUUUCGGUUUCGGCCUCAUCUACUUACCAGCAAUAGUAAGCGUAACAACUUAUUUUGAAAAAAAACGAUCACUUGCAACCGGAAUAGCAGUGUGUGGUUCUGGCUUUGGCACCUUCAUUUUUGCUCCUAUAAUAACCCGACUACUUGUGGAAUACGGUUGGAGGGGAGCAAUGUUAAUUAUAGCUGGCAUAGUCUUAGAAUGUAUUGUUUUUGGAUCUUUGUUUCGGCCUUUGGAAAGCGAAGAAGAAAAAAAUUUUAAACCAUUACCAAAAAUCACUCUAAAAUCGAUCGAAGCCAAAGUUGAUCUGCACGUGUCCGAACAUAACUUACAACAGAUUUCGACUAUGAAUGGAAACGGUCAGAUACAUAGACCACAUAGUUUAGGACACUUUUCCAUGCCUCGAGGAACCAAACUCUUGGAACCAAGCAAAAACAUAUCUAAUGGAAAAACAUACGAAGCAUCUAGACUUGCUUUAAGCCAACCUAUGCUUGCACAGACCGAUCGUCCCUACCAACAACGUUAUGGUAGUCAGAAUUUACGAAAACAUGGACCAUUGGACAAACCAGACGUUUUCUAUCAAGGCAGCUUAAUGAACAUACCUGCCUACAGAUCUCGACUUGAUUUGAAAAACAAAGAAGAAAUAGCCUUUUUGGGAAGACGACACUCUUCGAUCACUUACAGGAGACGACAUGUGGAUAAUAACAAACCAGAAACAACACUAUGUGGGUGUAUACCCUGUUCGCAGGAAACCAAAGAUACUUUGAAAGAAAUGCUAGACUUUAGCCUUUUCCACGACUGGAUUUUUAUACUAUUCAUCACAAGCAAUUUUUUGACCAGCAUUGGUUUUAACAUACCCUAUGUUUACAUCGUCCCAAAAGCUAAAUCAAUGAAUUUGUCAGCGAAAGAAGCUAGUAUGUUAUUAUCCAUUAUCGGAUUUGCUAACACAAUUGGAAGAAUCGUUUUGGGGUAUUUUUCCGACAAAGCUUGGGUUAAUCGCCUUAUGGUUUACAAUUGGUGCCUAACACUUUGUGGAAUAGCCACGACUUUUAGUGCCUUUUGUCCCUCAUUCUACACUUUAGCUAUAUUUGCUAGUGCGUUUGGUUUUACGAUAGGUGCGUACGUUGGACUUACAUCUGUUAUCUUGGUCGAUUUGUUAGGACUUGAGAGACUUACAAAUGCUUUCGGUCUUUUACUUUUAUUUCAAGGUAUUGCUUCUCUCAUAGGACCCCCCAUGGCAGGUGCCUUGUAUGAUGCAACGCUUUCUUACGAUCCUGGAUUCUACCUUUCUGGAAUUACUAUAUCUCUCAGUGGAGUAAUAUUGUUUUUCAUUCCUCCAAUUCAGCGAUGUGUAGACAGAAAGCAAGAAAGAAAUCCCACAGAUAUAUAGCAAUUACUGGUACCUCACGUAGAGGGGGAUUUUAGGUUUUAUAAUACUAUUUAAUUUUUUUAAUAACUUACAUAUCAGUCAGUUCCGACUGAAAUUGAUGUGCCAUAAUAUUAUAUUAUCUGCAAUGCAGAUCGUUAGUGUAAAAAGAUGAUUCCGGAUAAGUGUUCAGUGAUUUCAGGAAAGUAAUGUGAUUGACAUUCAUCAUUAAAUAUUUGUGCUUAAUUUUAAUAUGAUAACGUGAAUGUAUGUUGUACGAACAUUUUUAUACAUAAUUUGAGACUUGCUAUGUUUAGUUACUUAGUGUAAAUAUUGUAAAUAAAUUAAGAAAUCUGAGACCAAAUACAUUUUAAAGCAUUAGAAAAAAUUAA
Messenger RNA from Tribolium madens (black flour beetle), 2728 nucleotides. It is a transcript of the gene Mct1, whose product is annotated as monocarboxylate transporter 5. NCBI's taxonomy places the organism in Eukaryota, Metazoa, Arthropoda, Insecta, Coleoptera, Tenebrionidae. The coding region runs from base 585 to 2360 and encodes 591 amino acids. Gene Ontology annotation, biological process: transmembrane transport; monocarboxylic acid transport. Gene Ontology annotation, molecular function: monocarboxylic acid transmembrane transporter activity. The record is from RefSeq and is a predicted model, not a curated record. The transcript is spliced from 7 exons.